Molecule: messenger RNA, 766 nt
Organism: Danaus plexippus (monarch butterfly)
Lineage: Eukaryota; Metazoa; Arthropoda; Insecta; Lepidoptera; Nymphalidae
Exons: 6
Coding region: 185-700 (171 amino acids)
Source: RefSeq, a predicted model, not a curated record
UUUAGUCGCCAUCCAAACAGAACAACGAAUCUUUCUCAUUUGUUUAAGUAUAUUCGAACAAAUUAGAGAUAUAAUGGGUUUAUACAGUAACUCUUCUUUGAAAUCAUAUUUAUAACGAUAAAAAAAUUAUCUUGCCUUAUUAUAAAUGUGAGAUUUUUUUGCAACAUCCAAGAAAUUCGUAACAAUGUUAAUGUUGAUUUACAUUUGUAUUCUUGUCACUACAUCAGGUGUAACUUCUGUUGACACCCAAAAUACUAAGCCGGGAUGUUCAGAGGUUGGUGAUUGCCUCAUUAGCAAAGAUAGCUGUAAUAAUGUCUGUGGAUGUGACAGUGCAUCAGCUGUACUCUUUUACAACGAAACUCUAGGCGAAUGUGUUGUAAACGUAAAAAAGCUUUUAAACUCUCUCACUGAACGAUACAAUACUCAGGAAAAGAUACACACAGAAGUGAAUAAAGUGUUUCAGGGCGUGAUGAUAUCUGUUAUAUUAUUCGUAAUUUGCGCUAGUGUGUGUGCAUUCACAGCCUGUGUAUACUGCUGCAGAAUAAAUUAUACGGAUAGACGUCUACAAAACGAUGUUGAAGCUCUAGCGAGUAAGCUGAAGAGAGAGUGUCGUUUGAGAACUAUAAAGAAAACUCCUACUAAGCCAGCCGAGGAAAGUUGCAAUAUUGUUGUAGCUGAUGCCGAUAUAUAUGUUGUUUGACAUUUCAUAAUUAUAACACAUCAUUAUCCUCUCGUCUUAAUAAAAGCGUUUUCGUUAAAUACAAAA